Marchantia polymorpha subsp. ruderalis is the source of this 3063-nucleotide messenger RNA. The record is from the annotation of a GenBank genome assembly. NCBI's taxonomy places the organism in Eukaryota, Viridiplantae, Streptophyta, Marchantiopsida, Marchantiales, Marchantiaceae.
GAAGUGCUGUACUUGUAACAAGCACCUUAAUUAUGCGUAGGCUGGAAAGGAAGAAUGCACCGGGUCCACGGUAGCUGCUGCUGUAGAGUGCGAAUGGAAAGAGAGAAGUAUCUAGAACGGGAACUGCAUAAUCAGGACUCCAGGAUGGCACCAACUGUAAAUGUUAUGGAGGGUGGGAGGUGGCGCGGCAAGCUACACAACAGUAGAGUAGCUUGAAGGCGAGGCGAGAGAUGGCGAUGUGCAGUAAAUGAAGGCCGAGGUCUGGGAUAUGGAGUGGGUGCGUUUCACACGUGUCGACUCGGAUACUUCAUAAAUGCUUUCUGUCUCACGGCCUCAAGCAUUUUCUCUCUGAGCUCUCCUGGAGAUGUAUCACGCUGAGUGAUUCAGCGGCAGCAACGCACCAUUCAAAGCCACCAAGGACAGCAGUCAGCUCCUGCAGAAUCGACGUCUCUUCCUCUGGUCGGCUUGCAUCUUCAUGUCUUGCUAUGCUCCGAUGUCAGCACGCAGCAGGCAGGAGGAGAGAGCUCAAGUGUCUCGAUGCACUUUUGAUUGAAGUCCCUAGGCCUGGCUCUCCUUCCUCGAUUCCUCCCUCGGCUCAUUCAUCGCCGGCAUUGCUGUAGAGUUGUAUCGAGCUCGGAUUGUACCGCCAUCCAUCAUCCGUCCGACUAUGAUGACAUUGUGAUACAGUGGGGUCCCCUCCUCCAUCCCUCCAUCGCUCCAUCGCUCCUUCCUCUCUUUCUCUCUCUCCCCUUCUCUCUCUCCCUUCAUUCCUUCGUCACCUGUGAUUGUCGAUGCCCUGCCAGGAUCUCUGAUCUCUGACUCUCUCUGGACCAGGCCCGGUCGUACCUCUCCACCGGACUCGUCUGGCAAUCGAUUUCCGACUGCGAGUGGGUGCAACUUGGCCGGAGAAUCGGGAAUUCGUGCCUGUGCAGCCAAGUCAAGUCACUCUUGCAAGUCUGACACGCGGAAGGCAGCUCGCGAGAGAGUGUGGCAGGCAGAGACGUAGGUAGCAGCAGCAGUCCUUGAACUGCUGUAGCUCUAACUCCCCUCGCCUCUCUCAUAAGUGACAAAAGGACAUAUCCGGCCUCGAGAGCGCGAAGCAGCUGACGAGCUUUCGCUCUUCAUUCAUAUUUCUCGCAGCCUCGAAUCCAGUUUGUUUUUCGAACGACAGAAUCAGCCAAGCCUAGUCAAGCCAAGCCGAGGAAAGGAGCCGAGGACCAGACAAGCCUAGCUGUAGAUGUUGUUGUCGUCGUUGCUGUCGGUCACCAGAGACAAGCUUCUUCAGAAUCGUUCAUAAUUCCUCACGACCAGCACUAUCAGUAUCAGGAACUUUUUGUUUUUGUUUCCAAGCGACCGCAGCAGCAGCAGCAGUCGUGGUGGCCGAGCGGAAGAACUCAGGCCAGGCCAGUUAGGAGCGAGCGCAGCGCAGCUGACAAUGACAGGAAAGGUGGCCGCAAGUGGUGGUGCCGGGCUUCGCAUUGUCGUCGUGGUUUUAGCGCUCUUCGUGUCCCAAGCUCCCACCAGCGUCGAUGCGCAGCUCGACCAGAACUACUACGUGGGCAGCUGUCCCAACGUCGAGAAUUUGGUCAAUCAGUGGCUCGUGGCCAAUGUGUUCACAGAUCCCACAGGCCCCGCUGCCCUCGUUCGUCUCGUCUUCCACGACUGCCAAGUGAAUGGAUGCGAUGGUUCCGUCUUGUUGGACACGCAGCCCGGAGCGGUCAGCGAGCUGGAAUCGGACGCGAACUUCGGAAUCAGAGAUCUUCGGUUCAUCGACAGCAUCAAAGCAGCCGUCGAAAUCGCAUGCCCCGGCGUCGUCUCGUGCACUGAUAUCUUGGCCCUCGCUGCCAGGGACUGCGUUCGGCUCACCGGUGGACCGAACAUCAGAAUCCCUCUCGGGCGCAAGGAUGGCCGCAGCGCCAGCAACCUCGCCGCCGACAGGCAGCUUCCCCCCUCGGACAUCUCGGUGCCCGCCUUCUUGAACGAAUUCGGCCAAAUGGGAAUGACUGCAGACGAGGCCGUCGCCAUCAUCGGUGCACACACGAUCGGAGUGGGACACUGCGUGAACGUGGUGAACAGGCUGUUCCCGCAGCAGGACCCGGCGCUGUCGCCAUUGAUGGCGGGGCAGCUGCUAACGCAGUGCCCGACUCCGAACGCUGCGUUUCUCAACAACAACACCAUCCUCUCGAACGAUUUCACCAACUUCGUGUUCGACAACCAAUACUACCGCGACGUCAUGAACGGCAAUGGGCUCUUCAAAAUCGACUCGCUCAUCGGCCAGAACCCCACCACGGCCGGCAUCGUGGCCCGCUUCGCCGCCAACCAAAACGAUUUCUUCGGCGUCUUCUCUCGAGCCUUCGUGAAGAUGACGUCGUUCCGAGUGCUGACAGGAGCGCAAGGCGAGGUUCGGCGCAACUGCCAUCGAUUGAACUAGCCCCCGCUCUCGAUCGAUCGACUGAUCGAUGGAAGGAAUGGCCUCGUGUAUCUCUGUAACAUUACUCUUGUUAUUAGCGAAACAAUAAUAAUCGUCGGCCCCGACUGUCACCACGAGCAACUCUGGACAGUCAGUCUCACCUCGUAGCAGUGUUUAUUCGUUCCUGUGUCGAUUCUGGAAUCGUAGAUAGAUCUGCUGCUGUCUGACGACCAAUGUCUAUAUCUUUGGGCGCAUUGAUCUAGUGAAACCGAUACUACUUUUAUUUAGCUGUGGGUGAAAGGGGUCAGCAGCAGCCCCCAUCGUUGCCUUGCCUCAGUUGCUGGCGAUGAAACUCGAUAGCUCGAGCAAGCACCUGGAUCAUGGCGAUCCCGCCAGUCAGUCAGUCAGUCAAUCAGUCAUCAAUUGCGGUUCAAUCUCACAGAGGUUGUAUAUCCGGGAAGAUCAGUUUGUGCAGUGCACACAGUACGAAGCUAGGAACGAGAGCUAGCUUCCCUUCUGAAUCAUCAUCCAUUACAGUCGACCAUUUACUGGUCGUGAUAUCUUUGGGUGUUGAUUCCAGAGCUCAUACUCGUAAAUGUAGCCGCGUUUUGUUCGAUUGUUACAAGUUCAAUACUAUCAUUGAUUUACAUGCC